GCCAGCCGUUUUCGCAGUAUUCGCAGCUGUAAUUUGAAGUACGAGUACAUAAUAAGAGGUGUUUUCGGGUUUCUUCGUGUUACCAUAGUAUAGAUAAGAAUAAGAAUGAUGGCCUGAAAUUAUUUUCGCCGGCGGAAUAUUCCUAGUGAUAUUUUCCCAGCAAUAUCCUUAAUAUCAUGGAUUCUUCUACCCAAGAUGAUACGGAAAAGACUGUUUCGCCAAAUUUAAAGCAAAAGUCCCGUGGAAUAAAGCGGAAGCGUAAAUCCAGUGGCAGCAGCAGUUCAGAUAUAGAUGAUGUGCUUCCAGAAAAUACUCUUGAAGUUGAGAACAACCUACAUAUGUCAGCAGUUAAAAAUAAUUUGGAUGAUACAAGUGUUAAGAAGAUUUUAAAAAAAGUAGUCACCAACACCCAUGUUUUGGCGUUAGUCAAGCUUCAAGAGGAGGAGGAGAUGGGGACCAGUGAAGAUGGUGGUCACAUUCCUAAACUGACUAGGUCCAAAGUAAAAGAGUUAAAGAAAGUAUCAUCAGGCAAGCCGGCUUGGAACCUAGACAACUUGGAGCUGACGCCGAUCAAGCACAUCCCCGUGAAGACCAGGCCGGAGGUGAAGGCUCUGAUCGCUCAGGAGUUGCCAGAGGACGAGGAUGAUGAUGAGUACCAGCCCACACAUGAUGAUGUACCGAGUGACGACGAUCAGACCCUGGAGUCAUGUAGCGACCUGGACUCGCAACCAAGGACUCCGGCUACUCCCAAUAAUCAGCAGCCUGUGAAUAGCCCUCGUGUAGUGAAGGACGGCCCAUUUGUAGUGCCUCAAGAAACACCUGUCAAACGUAAACCAGAGUCGGACAAAGAGGAAGCGACAAUAGCCCUCCGGACUCGAUCCAAAUUGAGUCUUUCCGAGACUCCCAUAGAGCAUAUAGAGAGCUCGUUCGUUCCUCCCGACGACAUCCCCGGCCCGGUCGAUGACCUCUGGAACCAGUUCCUGGCGGAGUGCCUGGACCCCGGGCAGGCGGCGAGGCACGAAGAUGAUGAUGAAGCGGAUCCCGAGUACAAUGUGGCCGCCGAUCCUGAUGCGCAUGACGAAGAUGAAGAGGCGCUAGAGAACAACAUCAUCAAGAUAUCUAGGAAGGAGCUGAACGAUCUGGUGACGGAACUGUUCAGCGUCAUGCCGGAGGACGUGGAAGACUGUCUUACGGAGAAAAUGGUGGAGAAUGUGCUCGGUGUUGGGAACAAGACGGCAAACCAGUGGGAAGGCAAAAAUGAACCCCAAUCGGACGAAGAUACCACGUACACGAGCAAAAGGAUAUCUGACAGGAUUAAAUUCGAAGGGCGGGACAACGCUGGGUAUUCUAUAGGCAAAAUGGAGCCUCCUGAUGAAGAAGAGGAACGCCACUAUUUAGAAAUAGGGGCUUUGCCAAAGGAAAUUCCAAUUAAACCAGCGAAAGACAAAGAUUCUACGGGCAGCAAAGUGGAUCAGUUGAUAAGUGAGACUGUGGAGUCAGAUAUGACCUACCCGCCGAAUACGAUCGCUAAUAUGGUCAAAGUGGUUGAUGGACAAGCCAGUAACGUGGUGAACAUAGUGGUCGGCCAACAAGCAACUAGGGUGCAGAUCCCUUCAGCGCCGCUGCCGCUGCAGAAGAUGCAGCCGCGGAACAGGAGAGCUUCUCCCCGGAGCAAGUCCAAGAUAACCAGGGUCGAGGUCCAUAUGGGUUCUGGACUGUGUAUUCUGCCGGAACAGGUCAUCAUUCUCCAGCAGCAGCUGAGGCAGCACAUCCAACUGGCGGCCUCCAACUUCCUCCAGCUCUUCGUCCACCCCCUGAACUACGGCUUCGGACCGACAUACAAGGGUUUCAUAGAAAGCUUGGUGCAAAUGGCCGACAAGACACCCAAUUCGGUGGUGGAAGUGUGCAAUCUGAGGCCCGCGAUGGAACUAGUCAGCGGUUGGGAGGCUAAAGUGUCGCAAACGACGCCAGAAAACACAGAAUAUAUACAAUACAUUCAAGACGACUGUCAGAAAUGGGCGAAUUACAUGGCACGUAAUAACUACUACCUGGGCGAUUUUCAUGACAUGUUCAAGAAGGCGAUUGCUGAGAGCCCAGUGUUCCUAUAUCCUUACCUCCUGCCUCCCAGACCAUAUCACAACAGGCAGAGACGGAGUAACUACCUCAUGAGUGAAGACGAACUAAUAGCCUUGGGCCUGCACCAAUUCCGGCAGUACGUAAUGGACAACCCCAAGAUGUAUAAGAAGUCGAAACACAAAGACACAACGCGCUGGUGGCUCAACGCCGCGUUGGAGUUGAUAUGCAAACACAUGUUACCAUUUUUCACCAUAAGGAUGCUAAUGUCACAUCUCGCCAAUGUGAAGAAGUACCACGACCAAGAGAAUCCGAUUAAUAGGUUCUUCGAGACGUACGAAGUAUUACCGCUUGAACACCAGAUAUUGCCUUUCAAUCCGAACAUGACAUUAGAACAUCACCCCGUUGAAGAAAUGCCCCGGGUUUGGCUGUGGUACCUCGCCAAAAUAAAUCCCAUAUUUAGGAAAUUCUACUCUCGGUACAAAAACCAAGCAGGCGCACCUCCCGCCGGCAUUCCCCUCCAUGUUAAUUUAGAUCCGAAUGCACCAGUUAUGGAAGUUCCAACGCCUUUAGAAUUUACUAAAAAAAUAACCGUUCGGAAACUGAAACCUAAAGAUCCAAACGCGGCUCCUAACGACAAUAAACAAGACAAUCUCGAUUCGGAAGCACCUAAAGAUAAUGUUCAAACGCCAGGGGUCUCCACCAAUGUGGUGCCCCUUCAACCUAUUGUUGGGGAAGGUAUAUAUACAAUAGAUAAUACUGGUAUAACCAACCAAUUAGUACCACUAAUUAUACAGAUGAAUUCUGCCGAAGUGAGCAGUUCUGUUGUCACAAAUACUGCACCUGUCAGUGAACAAAUUACAUCUAAUGAUGGAACUGUAGCUAAAAAUAUUACUUCGACAAUACAACCUAAUACUACAAUUUUAGAACCUACAACUACUACUUCACCGAUAGAACCUGUAACAAUUGAUCUUACAGAAAAUUCCAAACACACAGAGACUAAAACAGAUAAUAAUAUAAGAACGGCAACUGUCACAGUCAAUUGUAACAAUUCUCCAAUAACUUCAACACGAUCUAGUAUUCCGCAUAGUAUAAGUUCUACAGACCAACAAUACCCUUGCAACAAAGCUUUACCGAAAAAGCCGAAUCACUGUCAAUGCUGCGUUUUAUUAAGAAAAGUAUGCAAAAUACAGACGAAAAUAACGGAUUAUUUCAAUAGGGAUAGAAGGAAAACCAGAUGCUUUUGUAAGAAUAUAACAUACCCGAGAAUUACGAAGAAAUUGAUACUUUUGGUGAACACAUUCAAGGACCCUUAUAAGACAGCGAUGGAAACUUUCUCCGCAAAUUUGGAUGAAGCAAAGAAACUCGCGCGCAGGCGUAUGUCUGUUAGGAACCUGGAGAAUAAACUGAUGGCAAAGAAACAUCAAAUAGAAGAGUCUAGAAGUACGGACGUGGAAGAUUUCUCGUACGUAAUAGGUUACAAAAUGAAGCUAAUGGCGAGACUAGGGACCAACAUAAGUCUUAAAGCUAAAGUACAUUCCAUAUUUUCCAACUUCAACACGAAUACGGACGAUCCUCUCACUCUCGCGAAGUCCUUGAACGAAACGUUGACGGGGAUUCACUCGUCGUUAUUUAGAGAUUUCCUGCCGUUCCUGACUAAGGAUCAAGCGGCAAAAAUAGGAAGGUUCAAGGAUUACUUCGCGGUGGUAUGCGUUGCUGACCUUGUUCAAAUGGUCCAGGAAGAAGUCGUACGAGUGAGAAGUCGUCGCACGGUCCUACAGAGGAUGUACAAAGUACUCACCGCCACCGGCGAGCCCGCGGCUUGCGAGAUCUGCGCACGAUUGUUGCCUACAUUCAACGACUACCCGCAUUUGGCUGAGAGAGUGUUUAAGAUGUUCCCUCACCAUUUAGCCGUGAUUGAGGAAAGGGCUGAUAAGAACACAGGUCCCGUACCACCACCACCAGCAUCUAAUAACUCGACGCAACCGGUUCCAGUCAUCCCCCACGUUAUAGCUCCGAGCAGGGCUGAUAUAAAUACCGAUCCCGUAGCACCAGUAUCUAAUAACACGACGCAACAUGUUCCAGUCAUCCCAUAUGUCAUAGCUCCGAGCAGUGCCGACCAAUACAUAACAGUUCUUACACUGCCCAGCCAACCUCAAUCUCUGACAUUAGGAGUGCCGAAUGACAACACACCUCGGGCAGAAAUCAACUCGGAUCAAUCGUGCAGGAACUCGCAAACAUCUCAAGUUACAAACGCAACGCAAGAGCUCGCUCCACGCUCUCAAAUACCAAAUGCGACUGACACCGUGCUUAGUAAAGGCCACACAUCUUGCAGUGACGACGAAGAAAAUAUGCCUCUGCAUAGAGUUAAAGCUGCGCUUUACCACGAGAGAUCUCAAGGUAAAUGCGAUAAUGCGGUGAGCGACCCGUGCCAAGACAAAUUUGGAGAUUCUGGUAAUGAUUCUGAUGCAACACUGUGUAGUGAUAAGUCUUGUAAACGAGAACAUAUUGAGGAAUCAGGUUGUGAACAAGAAAUGGAUACUUGUGAACAAGAAAUGGAUACUUGUGAACAAGAAAGGGUUACUUCGGCCAAUGAAGAAAGAAUUUGUGAAGAAAAAACAGAUGCUCCGCUUUGUGCAGACAAAACUUGCGAACAAGACUUGGAUGCUACGCUGUGUGAAGACGCAACUUGUGAACAAGAACAAAUGGAUGUGACGCUAAAAGGUGAUGAUCAGAUGCAAGUCGAUUACGAGGCUGAUCAUUCGUCAAGUGGUGAAGAAGAAGAAAACGCUAGUGACACGGAAAGUCGGCUCGUAAUUAAAGAGGAACCGGAGGAAGAAAUGGGAGAUGUAUACGGAAUAGGGAGCAACAUACAAAUUUUCAUCAGUGACGUUAAAUCUGAGCAAGAAUCAGACGACUAUAGUGCUGUAGAAAACCCAGAGGCUGCGAAAUAUGAAGAAUCUCAUAGAGACGCCAUAGAGUCUGAUGACGGAACAGUCAAGUCAGAGACUGCAGAGUGGCAGAGAGACGAAGAUAAAGUAAUUUUGCAAGUCAUUAGAGAUAAUAUUGUGAUGGGAAACUUCGGAGACAAGACUAUUGUGGAGUUACUUGAGGAGAAACAAAUGAUACAUUUGCUAUCGGAAAGUUUGACUCACAAAUCACCAAAUGAAAUUAGAAAUAGGAUAAUUUAUUUAAUAAAAAUGCUUGCGAUAAAUAAUAAUUAGUAAAACUUAAACAUUGUGUU
This is a messenger RNA of Amyelois transitella, 5317 nucleotides long. RefSeq lists its product as uncharacterized. The transcript is spliced from 24 exons. Lineage: Eukaryota; Metazoa; Arthropoda; Insecta; Lepidoptera; Pyralidae. Bases 177 to 5297 code for a protein of 1706 amino acids. The record is from RefSeq and is a predicted model, not a curated record. Gene Ontology annotation, biological process: regulation of DNA-templated transcription. Gene Ontology annotation, cellular component: nucleus. Gene Ontology annotation, molecular function: transcription coregulator activity.